Molecule: messenger RNA, 900 nt
Organism: Moneuplotes crassus
Lineage: Eukaryota; Ciliophora; Spirotrichea; Euplotida; Euplotidae
Source: the annotation of a GenBank genome assembly
GUAACACAUUAAUAUCCUAGAAAACAUAAUGAAGAGGAAGAGAACCAGAGAUUACAGUAAAGGAAGGUUAACUCAGAGGAAGAGCUCACAGGAGGUGACAGAGAGGAGGGGAAUGAAGAAGAUAGAUAGUAGUAGGAAUCAUGUGAAAUUUGAUUUUUCUCAUAUGAAAUGAAUAAGUCCUCAAAUGACUCAAAGGAAAUUGCCUUCUGUUAGUUUGAUACCCUCCAGAAAGCCAAAGAGUUGUAUGAAAUUGGCGAGUCCAAACACAGCUAAUUAUACAUCAGAAACAACCUCAAAUUUUUCAGACUCAUCAAAAAGACUGAUUCUUCCUCACAUAAAUAAGAAUGGCCAUACUUCUAAGUUUAAGCAGGUGCUAAACAUCGAUCAUGAUCUGUCAUUAUCAAAUGAGAUGGAAGAUUCUGACAGUGUUUCGAAUUUUUCAGAUUCUGUCAAUGAUAAUAUGAGCAAACCGAGUGAUAUUACUCAAAGGAGUAAAUUUGACAGUACUAGUCUCAAUAACAUGCUUAAAAACAAGAGUAAAGGAACCUCGGAAAUUCUCACCAUGAUAUUUAAUAACAACUAUGAUAAAAAUAAAAAGUCCAAGCUUACUGGGGCUUUGUCGCAGGAUAGGUAUAAGAGCAUUAGAGAUGCUCCAAAAGAAAAUGUAGUCACAAUGAGUUGAGAAGAAUUUUCAAGCUCUAGCUUUCCAUUUGAAAAGAAUUUGCUGAUCGAUAAAGACAAUAUGAAGGAAAUAGUCAAAAGGUCAACAAAGAAUCUGACCUAUUUCUCCCAUCUCGAAACAUCUAAUUCAACUCCACACAAACCCACCAAGUUCAAAACAAGUAAAACCUCUACAAAAUAUUCAUAAUCCUCCUAAAAAUUCCCACCCUAUCACCACGU